Messenger RNA from Fusarium verticillioides 7600, 6083 nucleotides. RefSeq lists its product as hypothetical. The transcript has 2 exons. Lineage: Eukaryota; Fungi; Ascomycota; Sordariomycetes; Hypocreales; Nectriaceae. The record is from RefSeq and is a predicted model, not a curated record. Bases 2310 to 4241 code for a protein of 643 amino acids. Gene Ontology annotation, molecular function: sucrose:proton symporter activity. Gene Ontology annotation, cellular component: membrane.
GGAGAACACAUACAGUGGUAGUGACAUCCAAUUCAACGUCUUGCUUCCACUUCCAGGCACCAAGCAAUCUGCAGCCUGAUGAAGUCUCUGAUGAAUGCCACACUCUGCCAAGACUGAGCACGUUGAUGCACAUUAUCCUUGCACGGAGAUCCUUCUUCACGCUUGAACCACCUGAUGCGAAGUACGUACUAGGGAAUCGGCCCUUGCUCGGUUAAUACUUGUGAACGAGUCAAUGAAUGACCCUGGCUGCCCAGCUGACAGGUAGAAAACCUCCACGUUUUCCCACUGUUUGCUUCUUCCGUUUCUGCAACCAUUACGGGCAGGGCAGGACGGAGUUCGGCAGAGAUCGGACCGGUGUUUGUCACGGUCUUGACCUCUAACAUCGAGGCACUCAACUAUCGCCGUUCCCGUUGGCUCCCUUUGCAGCCCACAACAUGUCUCAUUCGCCACCCGCUCUCGGCGCCGGACUUGGCGUUCCGACACCAGUAGCAGCGCGGAUAAUUGCUUGAAGGUUGAGCUUAUCGAACAUGGCAACUUUUUCUGAUGGUAGGCGGAGAGGGUUUUCUUGAACCGGCUAGUCUAUACUGUACAUGACUUGCGUCUGAGCAAAUUUUUGGGUGGUUUCUUUUCCCUAUCUUUUUCCUUCUCGUAAGUUCACCUCUUGGCCACCGGAGUUGGCGAUGAUAAGUUGAAGAGAUAACAGCGCCUGGCCUUGGCGUAUGGGGAGAACAUCAACCUUGUCCAUUGAACCCGCAGACAACCGUUCAGGUUCAGGUUGAGCCGGUGCUAUUCGCUGAUGGUUGUCUUGGUGGACCAUCUUUGAGUCUCGCCCAGUCUUAUCCCCUCUGGUCCACUUCUCGCUUCGAAUUUGUUCGGCGUAACUCCGUUCCCUGUGGCGAGGUGAUUCCUGCUUGUUGUUCUUGUCUCAACAUACGUACAUACAUGGGGGAAAAUAUCGUGAGCGGUACAUCUGGAAAUAUCUGGUUGCAUCAUGGUGGUUGUCGCUGUUCUCGGUGACAUGGGGCAUUUUCAGGGUUUGUUUUUGCCAAGCUGCAGGCAUUCCUGUUGCUCGUGAAAAAUGGCCUGAGGCAUCUAUGAUUUAUUGAUGUGGAUAGGACUCGGUGCAACAUACUGCCGAACAGUUCAUAUGUAUCGAGUUCGACCAGAUCUCUAGAGAUUUGAUAAGGUUAGUAGGUAGUAUAUAUGUACGAUAAGAUACGGAGCAUUAGCAUAAAGCUUCUCGACAACGUCUGUUGAGCCUCUUGGUAAGAGUACCACUCACGUCAGGAGCUAGUAGAGAAGACCAUCGUGAUUUAGGAGCAUUUCUUCUGAUCGGACAUCGUCAUACAUUGUCUGAAGCCCAGUUGAAAACUGCUGAGUUACACGCAUCUGGCUUACUAGGCUCAGUUCAACACAAAUAUCCUGCUGACCGCUUCGACUCUGAGCGUCACAUCACCACGUGCAGUGGAUUUCAGUUCGAGACACAGACAAAAAGGUCCUCAACGUACUCAAAUUGCUGCAUGCCUUUGGUAUUAUCCGUCAUUUUUGAUGCAGUGAAAUCUACAUACAGGGUAAGUUCCACAGAAGAAGCACCAGCGGAUGGGGCAGCUACAGGGGACAUCAGUGGUCAGUACCACCUGGACAUGUGCCGUGACCAAUGACAUAGCGCGCUGCAAGCCCCAGACAGUGAUCCGAAUCAGGAACGGGGGCCUCGAUCAGUGAAUUGAUGAUUAACGUCACGAUCUAUUGGAAGCGGGUCCAGUGACGCACCUCUUCCUCACUCUGACAACACGGUACCCGACCUCUCUUUACCUGCCACGCCCGACUCCUGACUCUGAGGCCUGCCUACGACAGGCGCAGCUUCGUUCGCGUGAGUUUUUUGAUUUGACCACAUGAUAGAUACUUAGUUUCAUAUCCAACGGACAUUUAAUGAUCCAGCCAGCUCACCAAAGUAAGAUACCUCGACUACCUAUCUUCUGAAGUCCACCGUUUUUUUUUACUUGCUUUGCGUCACCUUGUCUCGUGUCUGCACGAGAUCGGCUCCUCAGCGCCUUUAUCUUGCUUGCUUGUGAUAACCAUUCGCAGACAACCCAGGUCGCGAACGGAUACAGCCCCUGUCACCGUCUUCGUCUGUUCUUAGCAACACAACUGCCGUGCUGUAAUUGCCUGAGCUCGCACUUCAUACCCUCCCCGCAUCCGGACUCUUACCUACGGCAGCUAGAUAGCAACAACUUCAAAGCAUCGAGUGUCUCCUCCAGAUUCCAGAUUGCCAAGCCUGUUCCAACAACUUAUUGUCGAACACCGCUGUGAUGGGCGCGGAAGACACUGGGGGUGGUGGGCUACCAGCCUCUCCCUCAUCCUCUAAUCCACGAAGAACCGGCGGCAGCCAGUCUAUCGCUCGAGGGGCCAACACACAAGGCUACGACGAACAAUCACCUCUACUAAACAAUGGCGCCAACAAUGUCCAUGGAGAAGCGGACGAUUCACAGGUCACAAAGAGCAUAUGGUAUUUGCUCAUAUUGACCAUCAGCAUUGGCGGUCUCCAGAUCGCCUGGUCUGUCGAGCUUUCAAACGGGUCACCAUAUCUUCUGUCCCUUGGCUUGAGCAAGUCUCUCAUGGCUCUCGUCUGGAUUGCUGGACCCUUAACCGGCACCCUUGUUCAGCCAUAUGUGGGUAUGCUCAGCGACAAUUGCCGUCUGCCCAUGGGUAAGAGAAAACCGUUCAUGAUCGGGGGAUCUAUUGCCACCAUCCUCUCCCUCUUGUUUCUUGCAUGGGCCAAAGAGAUUGUCGGUGGUGCUGCUGGACUCAUGGGUUUUGACCCAGAGUCUAAAGAUGUGAAAACAACAACCAUCGUGGUCGCGGUCAUUGGUGUUUACGUGCUCGAUUUCGCCAUCAACACUGUCCAGGCGUCCAUUCGUGCUUUCAUCGUUGACUGUGCGCCAGCUCACCAGCAAGAAUCUGCCAAUGCCAUGGCCAGUCGGAUCACCGGAUUUGGUAACAUCGUUGGAUACAUUGCUGGAUAUGUCGACUUGACGCGUCACCUUGGCUUCCUUGGGAGGACGCAAUUCCAGAUUCUCUGUGCCAUCGCAUGUUUUGCCCUUGCCUUGACCGUGUUUGUGAGCACCGCCUUCAUUAAGGAGAGGGAUCCCCGACUUGACGGCCCCGCCAAAAAAGAACAACAAGGCGUUUUCUCCUUCUUCUUCACUAUUUUCAAGUCGAUCAAACGCCUUCCGCCUCAGAUCAAGAGGGUAUGCGAGGUCCAGUUCUGCGCCUGGGUCGGCUUCUUCCCUCUGUUGUUCUAUACGUCCUCAUAUAUCGGAGAGAUCUACGUCGAGCCAUACCUCCAAGCGAAUCCCCACAUGUCUCCGGAACAGCUCAACAAACUGUAUGAGCAAGCGACCCGCAUUGGUACCUUUGCACUUCUCAUCAACUCGAUCGUGAGCUUGCUCACAAAUGUAUUCCUUCCGUUUUUCAUUGCGCCAACGUACGAUAGCCAGCCAGUCACCGGUAUUCCGGGAGAGAGCCCUGCAGGCUACUAUGACUCGGACGAGGAUGAGAAGCCCUCUUGGUUAGACAAGCUGGCCAUUCCGGGCCUGACUCUCAAGCGUGCUUGGUUUCUGUCCCUCCUUCUUUUUGCUGGGUGUAUGUUCGCCACGCUUUUCGUCCGGACCGUAAAGGCGGCCACCGUGCUUGUUGGCCUUGUUGGUAUCACCUGGGCGAUGACACUGUGGGCUCCAUGGGCCAUCAUCAGUGCCGAGAUCAGCCGGAGAGAUGCCCUGAUACGAGCUCAAAAGAUACGAUUGGCCGCCGCCAGAGCAAACAACGACGGUACCGCAGAUGACGAGGAGGAAGAAAUCGAUCAGGCUGGAGUGAUCCUUGGCAUCCACAACAUGGCGAUUGCGGCACCUCAAAUCAUUGCUACUGUUGGUUCCAGUAUCAUCUUCAAGCUCUGGCAGAAGCCCAGAGGCACACCGGGAGACCACAGUAUUUCUAUUGUGUUCGCGCUUGGUGGAGCUUGUGUCCUGAUCGCAUCAUUUUUCGUUGCCAAGAUCAAGGAUGAUGCUUCCAUGCCAGCUGAUGUUAUGACCGAAGCCGAACAAGGUCGGAGUGGGACAGAAGAGGUGCCGGAACGCCGACCUCUCAGCAGGCGCAAGUCUACCAAAGACCAGCUUCCCAGAGCAACCCAGGCCCGGGCCACACUGACACGACACAAGAGUUUCGGAGGUGCCGAAAUGCACUAAGAGCAUCGAUCCACACACUCACAGACAGGCAGAUAGAGAGAGAGAGAGAGAGAGAGGUACACUCCCUUGAAUGAAGCAUGGGAAGGCGUAGGGUUAGGCAUCUGGAUUGGCAUUUGGCUCUAUUUACUAAGCCUAGGAGCAUAUGGAGGGAUGGAAUACCGAUUUCCUUUUAGUUAAUUUGAUAAGUACCUCAUGCUAGAAGCCCUAGGUAUGCUGGGCCAUAGGCUGGAUGUUAGAACCACAGUUUCAUGUUUAAGCUUAGAUCACGACAUUACAUUCGUUCCUCAGCUCGUCUUCAUCUGAUAUACAUCGCUCAACCACCCAAGCCUACCCAUCCGUCGCCAUGACGUACAACAUCCCUAGCAGAGCCUAUGCCCCGAAAUCAAUCCAUUGGGUUCGGGUCUGCUGAUUUGGGACCGCACAUGCCGAUAGAGACCCUUGUCUCGCCAGGAAGAGGACCAAGGGUAGGGUUGAUGGUUGUGAAAGGGAUGAAGUGAAAGCACCACAAGACAUCGUCAUCCUCACCACAAUAGCUGUAGUCACAGUCAAACGACUCUUUGGGAGCAGCUGUGACGGCAGCGGCAUCUGUGUCGCAAGCCUCUGGGUUGUGAGGGAGGGCAAGGGCUGUUGAGGCAAAGAGUAAGACGAGAUAGUUGAUGGGAAACAUUUCGAAAGUUGUGAAGCUUCUGUGACGAAUUUGGGUCAAGACUUUCUGUUGUCUAAGUUUCCACGAGAGGAGGGGAUCUUUAUAGAGAACCAUGGCCAGACAAGUGCUACAUUCGAGAAGGCUUCCCUGUACUCGAUUCGAACAGCAGGUACUUGUUUGCGUUGCAGAUGAUGGUAUAUAACACCCACAUGAUACUGCAGCUAGGUUUCAUAUGGACUAGAACAACAGAGAGCAAGGGCAGUAAGCGAAACGCAGCUUAUGGAAUCGGCAGAUGGGAUUUGCACCUACUAUACCCGGGGCAAAGAAUUUCACAAGGCGAAUAAAAUGGCCGAGAAAGUGUGAGACCAGGCGGGAAUGUUGUACUUGGGAAGACUGGAAGCCAACAGAACAGUCUCUGGUGACUAGGUAGUUAGCAAAUAGAUACCUAUCUAGGUAGGUAUACACCGGCCCUCAGGUGGCUGGCUGUCUUUUUACAUGGAUAGCAUCUUGUUUCCGGCCUUCACCCACAACGACAUAAUAAACCCGAUGCUGGUUACCCAAACUAAACUGCGUACCCGUGAUAGUCGGGGAAUAUCCUGCAACCACAGGUAAGCGAUGUUGUACAGGAGACGGCUCACAACAAAGCCGAGACCGAGAAUGUUGAUUGUUGGCGCUGGUACGUCAGCGAAAUUCGCGGCCAAGAUACCUGCGGCAUAGCAACCGAUAGUUUCGAGGCCGUUUUCUGUGGCAGCUUUUGCACGGAGGAGGAAUUGUUUAUGCUGGGAUCGUUAGUGGGAGUCGUGGGACGAUCGGGCAACCAAGCUUACAGAUUUAUCAAGCGUCUGGCAACUGGCUAUUCUGUCCCUGUGAGAGCGAGGGUUACAGUUGUCGUAGGUCCCUUUGGCACCGGCGGUGAUGGUGUAGGCGUGAGGGAACGUGAUGAUGAAGAAUGCAGCUGGGACCUAUAAGAGAAGCAUCAAGUUGAGAAGUCGUUGGCCACGAAGGGGAAAAGGGCCGUACUGUGAAGAAGGAAUAGUUCCUUGUGAGAUCGAGACCGAGAAAAGACUCCAUUGUUGGUGGUUUGAUAGGGAGGGAGUCGUACUGUGAUGUAGAGAGAGUUCAGUUGAAUGGGUUGAUGAAUGGAUGGAGGAGACUCCUGUUUUUAAAUCACAAACAACAACAACAACAACAACAGC